ACCAAUGUAGACCGUUUGUGAUUAUAAUUUUACAAUAAACUGCAUUUGUGAUCAUCAGAAAUGAAAGAAAAAUGGAACUUUAUCUUAUACCUGUUAUGGUUUUCGUAUCUUAUCAUAUCCGCAGUGGUAAUGUUUGGUCAUGGAUUCUUAUUAUCAAGAAAAACGUUGAGUGAUGUAUCAGAAUGUGUUCCUUUGAGUAGUAUCGGUUGUGAUGGACGGGAAAUCUCUAAUUCGACUGGUGGAUGCAGUGAAGAUGAGAAGAUCCGUGCGAUUUUGUUAAACCCGGAUUCGCCGCUGGUCUGCCCUCCAAGAAGUCAAAGAGUGGUGUUAAUUCUAGUCGAUGCGCUACGGUAUGACUUCACGGAGUACAAUGCUGACUUGGAGAAUCCUCUACAAUACCAAAACAAGCUGCCAGUCAUCACAAAUUUGCUGGGGAAGUGGCCCAAUCGUACCAGAGUGUUUAGAUUCAUGGCAGACCCGCCCACCACUACUUUACAGAGGAUAAAAGCUCUUGUUACUGGAUCCCUACCCACCUUUGUAGAUGUGAGCUCCAAUUUUGCAGCAAUGGAAAUACAAGAAGAUAAUAUUUUGGAUCAAAUUCUCAAAGACAAGCAUAGGGCUAUACUUCUUGGUGAUGACACAUGGGCAAGACUGAUGCCUGCACGAUGGCAUCGGAAGCAUGCUUUGUACUCAUUCCAUACUUGGGACUUAGAUACUGUUGAUACAGAGGUUGAUUCAAAGAUCUACAACGAAUUAAAGAAAGACGAUUGGGAGUUGCUUGUGGCCCAUUAUCUAGGUGUUGAUCAUGCGGGCCACAGAUACGGACCAAACCACGCAGAAAUGGCCAGAAAACUGUCAGAAACUAAUGACAGACUGGAGAAGAUAAUUGAGAUUUUGCCUGCAGAUGCUAUACUGUACGUCAUAGGAGACCAUGGCAUGACUGAGACAGACUCACAAGAGAGGAUAGAUUUGGAGGGAGACCACGGCGGUGAGAGUAAGGCUGAACGUACAGCCGCCUGGUUCUCCUACUACCCGCCAGGGUUUAGAGCUGAUGAUGGAGCCAUCGGUAAGGAGGUGCAGCAGACUAAUUUAGCUGCUACAGUCAGCGCGGCGCUGGGCAGGCCGCCCCCCGCGCCGUCGCUAGGCUACGUGGAGUUGCCUGUGCUACCGCAGAUGACUACUGCGGGGACGCUGCUGUGCUUGACGAAUAAUUUGAAACAGAUAUCAAAAUACUUGCUAAGAUACGGUGAGGAGUCCCAACAAGUCUCGCUAGACAGACUGACACAACUGCUCAACGCUACCAGAACACAGAUUGACUUGGCUUCUGCCGUUUAUUCGGAGUUGGAGCUACGGCAUUAUAUUGAGGAUGUUAGGUUGUUAACGGACAAUAUACGCAACGUAUUCCGAGAAGUGUGGGUAGAAUUCGACUCGUUGUCUAUGCUCAGAGCGUUAUUAUUACUACUCCUAGCUAUAUUCUUCAACUGGAUAAUAAGCGAGGGUGUGCCUAUAGAGAGGAUACCACAUGUGUUCUCCAGCUCCUUCGUACCCAGUGGUCUUAUAGGUAUAGCAGUUUGCAUAGGGGUCUGCUAUACAGCUUUCACCCUAGAAAUGUUGUCAGAUUUGGAGCAUGCGAUAUUUCUGAGCACCGGACUUAUAUCUGGUGUGUUCACAUGUAUGUUAGUCAUCAUGCAUUGGGAUGGUAUCACUCAGAAGUGGUAUGAAAGUCAUCCACUGUUCUAUGAGCGUUUUGCUCGCACUGCGUUAUUCGCUUCUGCUGCAGUGCUAGUAUCGAACAGCUAUAUUAUUGAAGAGGGGGCUGUUUUAUCCUUCCUAGCGUUGUCCGUCAUAGGUCUCAUCGCAUGGAACGUUAGGACGAUUAAGUGUUUAGGUCUCUGGGUAGGUUUUGGUGUGUCGUUGGCUUUGACCAGACCGUACCUGGGGUGUAGAGAGGAGCAGGGGGAUUGUUGGACUAGCGAUAGUAAGAACUCUAGCAAUGCUUCCCGGGCAGCCCUGGUUUUAGCUCUAGGGUCCAUGGCCGCUGUGGUGUCUAUAGCUAGAAGAUACUUAGACUGGAGAGGCUAUGGUUUUGUCAUAGCUGGUAUAUUUUCAUGUGCGCAUUGGGCCGUAGGUUGGGGGUCUCUAGGGUCGCCGGGUAGAUCGAAAAUGUUAGCGCGGGGGGCGUGGCUAGUUAUAGUGUGUACGUUCUUUCUCCUUCUAAAAAGAGAUAGCAGGGGUGCGACUAUGCCGCUCAUUAUAGCUGGUCUGUCGUUGUAUGUCGCGAACACGUUGGUGCUAGGCGCCGCGUUCGCGCCCACUGCGGGACUAGCACUCCUUUCGGGACUAUUCGUGUUGAACAUCGUGGCUAUGAUCAAAACUGAUGGGGCGGGAAAGUCCGCUCUCUCCAGUCGGUACAAUUCCAGCAUAGCUUGUCUCUGGGCGUUACUAGCGUCGUACUACUUCUACGGCAGCGGGCACCACGCGACGCUGGGCCACGUGAGCUGGGCGGCGGUGUUCCACGCCGGAGACCCCGCCCACCUGGUGUACGGACACGCUCUGUCCGCGGUGCUCAUGUUUAUUAGUCUGUUCGGUAUGCCCCUGAUGUUUGGGGUGACGACUCCCCUGUUGGCGCUGUGGAGUAGGGCCGGCGCUACGCCGGUGGGCCCCCGUACGCAGAUGGCCGCCGUCUUCUCACUCUGUCUCAAGUUCUCGCUGUGUUUCGCCGUGCGGAUGUUCGCCGCGGCCCUCUCAGCUACAAUUCACUGCAGGCACCUCAUGAUCUGGGGCGUAUUCACACCCAAAUUGCUGUUCGAGUUUGGAGCCUGCGUUGCUGCGCUUCUGGGCUCCUUCAUAGGUGCGACACUGACUGCUUGGCAUUUUACUACUCAGCAUAGAUCGAGUUGACAUAAGUAACUGACCUUAUUUUCGUAGCUAAUUGAAGAUUGGGAUGUUUUACUAUCUUUCGAAUGUGUUAGAAAUGUUGUCUCUUGAAUUAUUUUGAUCUAUUAUUAUUUUUGUCUCUUAAGAGCGCUAUCGCACUACGUCCGAACUAUUUCUAUUAUAGCUUACUCACAAAACUGCAAGUUUUCAACUACGCAUCUUGUGUUUACAGAGACGAAAGUCCUGACGGUAAUCUAACACCUUUUUUUUUAAAAAAAAAGGUGUUAGAUUACCGUUAGGUUUACCUAACGGUACCUUUACAAGCCCUGAAGAUUAUAAAAUAGUCACAAUCUAUAUAAUAUAUAAAACUCAAAGGUGACUAAAUGACAUGGUGAUCUAUCAACGAACAGCCCAGACCACUGGACUGAUCGGGCUGAAAUUUUGCAUGCAGGUUGAUGUUAUGACGUAG
Aricia agestis (brown argus) is the source of this 3346-nucleotide messenger RNA. RefSeq names its product GPI ethanolamine phosphate transferase 3 (gene PIG-O). The record is from RefSeq and is a predicted model, not a curated record. Gene Ontology annotation, cellular component: endoplasmic reticulum membrane. The transcript has 10 exons. Gene Ontology annotation, molecular function: mannose-ethanolamine phosphotransferase activity. The coding region runs from base 61 to 2901 and encodes 946 amino acids. Gene Ontology annotation, biological process: GPI anchor biosynthetic process. Lineage: Eukaryota; Metazoa; Arthropoda; Insecta; Lepidoptera; Lycaenidae.